AAUUAUGUUCAAGUUCAUAGAGAAGCAAGCCCCUAGCACGAAUACUGAUAGCACAUUUCACUGGAUAUGAACGUCAGAAGAAAUAAAAGAUGUGUGUGCAAGGCACCCAACAGUUAAUGAUAAGCUGCUGUUCUGCCUUUUAGGACGGUUGGAGAGUUAAGGGUUUUUUCUGAGGGAUUGUCGGCACAUUUUGCAAAGCUCGACCAAUAGUUACCAGUGAGCUGUGAACCGUGAAUGGGUCUGCUUUCCAAACAUGAUGGCAAUCACUGUCGCCACUUCAGAGUGUGUUUUUGUCUUCCUGUUGUUCCUACAGCAUCUUCCGGCUGGCUCCGGCAACUUUACGAACACACUGUGGGCGCAUCAGUGUGAUCCCGGGUCGGAAAUAUUUGCCUGCACCGUACCCAACUUUUUCUACAAACCAAACCACAACCAUUCGACACUGGUAGCGCCCGGAACGGUACGCAAAGUGAGGCUUGCCUAUCCGAGGGAUAAAAUUCUUCUGCGCGACAAUAUCGUUGCGUACGAUGCCGUGCUUCACGAGAUCCUAAAGCGCCCACGAGCAGUUCAAAUCGAAAAUGUCAUCAUCAAGACAGUAGACCUACCGCUCGACCUCGAGUAUGCGGAUUUUAGUAGCAAUCUGAUUGCAACCGUGUCCGCACCGGAAGUGAACGGUUCCGAGUAUGCGCUACGCUAUCUGGACCUGCAGUACAAUCGGUUGACAGCGAUCGAUAGUUUGCGUACGCUGGUGCAUCUCGAAACGCUACUGCUUGCCCACAACCGCAUCGUUGUGGUGGACGGUUCGGUGUUGAAGGGUUUCCCCAAACUGUCCGGCCUUCAUCUGGGUGCCAAUCAGCUGGAGGAGUUUCCGUACGCCGAUCUGCCCGCCACGCUCGAGUGGCUCGUUUUGUGCCGGAAUGAUUUUGCUAAUGUACUGGAGUUUACGGGCAUGUAUGCGCCUGCGCUGAAGUUGUUGAACCUGCAGGACAAUUUCCUGAACAGCUUGAACAUUGACUCGCUGCUGGCGGCCGCUCCCAACCUGAAGGAGUUGUUGCUGCGGAAUGAUUUCAUCGCUAUCGAUGGUGCCAGCGAAAUUGAGCAUAAGCUGCAGGAAGCGGGCAUAGCGCAUGAUAAACUAGCGCACAGCGACCAAGAAUCGGACUAUGAUGAGGAGGACGGAGAUGGUGACUCGUACCAUCAUACGAACCAGAAGCACCAAGCACGGGAGUACAUUUUUUCUGGCCUGCUAGCGUUGAUGAACGUGUGCGUGAUGGCGUGGGGAGGUUUUCGCCUGUACAAGGCGUUGCACAGUGACAAGUGAACGCAUAAAGCAAAAUGUCAGCAAAAUGUUAGCAGCUAGGUUUACACACUCAAACAAAUCAUAAGUCCAUCAAUUUUUUUAUAUCCACAAUCACAUUUUAUAAUCGAUCGAUUACACUUACUUAAGACAAAAUACGUUACAAUAUGUAUAUGUAUCUUACAUAUUGUAUCACCACAACAAAUAACAAAAAAAUACACCUUUUAAACCAUCCACGGAA
Messenger RNA from Anopheles gambiae (African malaria mosquito), 1535 nucleotides. Its product is annotated as protein phosphatase 1 regulatory subunit 7. Gene Ontology annotation, molecular function: protein binding. The record is from RefSeq and is a predicted model, not a curated record. Lineage: Eukaryota; Metazoa; Arthropoda; Insecta; Diptera; Culicidae. The coding region runs from base 254 to 1318 and encodes 354 amino acids. The transcript is spliced from 2 exons.